Messenger RNA from Danaus plexippus (monarch butterfly), 2000 nucleotides. It is a transcript of the gene pofut2, whose product is annotated as GDP-fucose protein O-fucosyltransferase 2. Bases 209 to 1414 code for a protein of 401 amino acids. Gene Ontology annotation, biological process: protein O-linked glycosylation via fucose. Lineage: Eukaryota; Metazoa; Arthropoda; Insecta; Lepidoptera; Nymphalidae. The record is from RefSeq and is a predicted model, not a curated record. Gene Ontology annotation, molecular function: peptide-O-fucosyltransferase activity. The transcript has a single exon.
GCAAGAACCCGUACCGGCGCGGCGCGGUGCCCGGUUGAAUUAAAGUAUAGAACACAAAGUUGCGCGGAUCAAUAAAUAGACAUCCAAUGGCAGUGCUCGUCGCUACGCUCGCAAUCAAUCAAUAUAACUUUAAAAUUAUAUAUGCAUCGCUUAUAACUUAGUAAGACUCCGUGUCGUUGUGUUGAAAAGUAUUGAGAAUACAUUUAUAAUGAUCACUCUAGGCGCUCUCAUAUGUUUAUUUACUUUGGCGAGCGCGUUCGACGACACCUUCUGCGAUAAAGAUAAAGUUCUCUGCCAUGGGAACUUCGAUAUAGACUUUACAGUCAAACAUAUACUUUACGACGUUAACCCCCCGGAAGGUUUUAAUUUAAGGAGGGAUGUGUAUAUGAGGUUUGCCAUUAUGCUGGCGAAAGCGAAGACCAACUACGUGAAAAACAAGUGGCGGCUGAUUUUACCGCCUUGGGACAACAUGUACCAUUGGAAGGCAAGUACGCAGACGAGCAAGCCUCUGCCCUGGAGACACUUCUUCGAUGUGAACGCUCUCCAAUCUUUCGCGCCAGUCGUGGAAUUCGACGAAUAUCUAGAAAACACAAAAUCAGAUUACGUGAAAGUCGACCAUUUGUAUGUUUUACAGAACUUUGAAAAUCCGUUUGAGAACGGCGUUUUCGAAGAGAAGUAUAAAGUGGUGGGGAACUGUGUUUAUAAUGUUAGUAACGAUAAAAUAAGAGUGAAGGAGGUGAUAUGUGUCAAGUUCCAGGGUAAGAUAUCAAAAUUAUGGGAAUUGAUAGCAUCGAAUCCAAAGGACACCAGCGUGAUGUUCGCGCACGGAGAGAUACCUCUGCAUGAUAGUUACGGGGACGGGUUAUACUGGUCUUGUCGUAAGAGCAUGGUGUUCAGUGAUCCGCUUGUCGAAGCGGCGACGAAGUACAUGACGGAUAAGCUCAAAUGCUACAUGAAGAUGUGCACUUCGUAUAUAAGUAUACACUGGCGGCGUCAGGACUUCGCCAGGUCGAGGAGUAAGGACGUCCCAUCGGUCACAGGAACGGCAAAGCAAAUUGAUGACAUUGUAAGGAAUACUAAUCUCGAUUUGAAUGAAGUGUUCAUUGCGACCGAUGCUGAUCAAUCGGAGUUGCAGCUUCUGAAGACUGAAUUGAAGAAUAUGGGGUACAUGGUUUACUACUACACUCCGACGGCUGACGAGAUACAGCGCUACAAGGAUGGUGGCAUCGCAAUCAUAGAGCAGAUCAUAUGUUCCCAUGCUGCAACCUUCAUCGGAACGCAUGAGAGUACAUUUACAUACAGGAUUCAAGAAGAGAGAGAGCUGCUGGGAUUCCGCACAUACACUACAUUCAACCGAUUCUGUCCAGACAAGGGUGAAUGUGAGAGGCCGUCCGUCUGGAAGUUUGUUGAAUGACUACACUAACUAAGGACGUGGGAGACCAGCUACUAAUGGUCUUUCCAACCCAAUGUAGACCUUUCUACUCCAGAUCCACUAUACUUGGACUCGAAUAAUCACCAGAACACGUAACAAAUAUUCCAUUAAUCUUAAAUGAUUUUUUUUAUUGUAUUUGUAUUUUUGAAAUUUAUUUUUCAUACUUUAUUUCCUGCUGGGAAAAAAAAAAAUUAUCAUAUAUUUUGAUAUUUUUAUAAUUAUUGUGCCAUAAAGCAUUUACUAUAGCGAUAAGUGUAUUUCAAUGCUCUUCAAUAAAUGUCUUCUAGAAGAAAAUAUUCUUUGAUGUAAUUUUCUUUGUAAGUGAAGUGUAACUGAUGAAGGAAGAUUCUAUGGUCAGCGAGCUUCACCGCAUGAGGUCCGUCUCGAUGGGGGCAGUGUCAUGCUGUAACAGAAGAUAUGGCCAAAUGUCUAUAAGGCAGCCUAUCCCGCUGUAGGCCUUAAGUGGGGCCGGGAGAGACUUAGAAAGAAAUGGGGGCCUUGUGUAGAGGCCUAGGUGAUUUAUAAUAUCAUUUAGCUAGGAUAAGUUAUAGUACUUCUUCAGUAGGUA